Molecule: messenger RNA, 1740 nt
Organism: Penicillium odoratum
Lineage: Eukaryota; Fungi; Ascomycota; Eurotiomycetes; Eurotiales; Aspergillaceae
Gene: prnC
Product: delta-1-pyrroline-5-carboxylate dehydrogenase prnC
Exons: 4
Coding region: 1-1740 (579 amino acids)
Cellular component (GO): mitochondrial matrix
Molecular function (GO): L-glutamate gamma-semialdehyde dehydrogenase (NAD+) activity
Source: RefSeq, a predicted model, not a curated record
AUGCAGUCGAUUCUCUUGCGUGCCAGGGCGCAGCCGCUGUCUCGCUGGCAGUCGCUCGCAUGCCGCGUUCCUAGCUCAAGCUCCCGUUCGCUGGGCACUUACGCGACAUUCAAGGUCCCCCAGAUAAACAACGAGCCGAACAAACACUACACCCCCGGUUCUCCAGAUCGCAAAGCUUUGGAAGAGGCUUUGGCUUCGGUGAACAAGAAGGCUCCGUUCAACAUCCCUCUUGUCGUUGCUGGGAAAGUGACCAAGCACUCCCAGACAUUCACCCAGAGCAACCCCGCCUCUCACGCGCCUCUUGCAACCUACUCCAAUGCCUCCAAGACCGAUGUCGAUGCUGCUAUCAGAUCAGCUCUGGCUGCUCGCAAAUCAUGGGCGGCGACUCCGUUCGCCGAACGUGCUAGCAUUUUUCUGAAGGCCGCCGAUUUGAUUUCGACCAAGUACCGUUAUGAGAUUAUGGCGUUGACUAUGCAGGGACAAGGAAAGAAUGCAUGGCAGGCGGAGAUCGACUCGGCUGCUGAGCUGAUUGACUUCUUCCGCUUUGGCGUCAAGUAUGCCGAGGAGGUUUACGCACAGCAGCCCGUCCACCACUCCCCUGGUGUUUGGAACCGCCUUGAGUACCGCCCCCUUGAAGGUUUUGUCUACGCAAUCAGCCCCUUCAACUUCACUGCCAUUGGUGGCAACCUAGCUGGCGCACCUGCUCUGAUGGGUAAUGUCGUGCUUUGGAAGCCCUCACCCUCUGCUAUUGCCUCCAACUGGCUCGUUCACCAGAUUCUUCUUGAGGCCGGUCUGCCCAAGAAUGUCAUCCAGUUUGUGCCUGGUGAUGCCGAGGAGGUUACUAGCUCUGUCCUCGACCACCCCGAAUUUGCCGCUCUCCACUUCACUGGUAGCACUGAUGUGUUCCGUAUGCUCUAUGGCAAGAUAUCUCAGGGUGUGGCGGAUGGCAAAUACCGCAGCUAUCCUCGCAUUGUGGGCGAGACCGGUGGCAAGAACUUCCACCUGAUUCACAAGUCGGCCGAUGUGCGUAACGCCGUGGUCCAAACUGUGCGUGGUGCCUUUGAGUUCCAGGGCCAGAAGUGCAGCGCCACUUCUCGUGCCUAUGUUGCAUCUUCAAUUGCCGACGAGUUUGCAACUCAGCUUGCCGCUGAGGUCCAGCAGUUGAAGAUUGGUGAGCCAUCAGACUUUACCAACUUCUGCGGCCCGGUCAUUCACGAGGGAUCUUUCAACAAGCUGGCUGGUGUUAUCGAUGAGGCAAAGAAUGACCCCGAGCUUGAGCUCCUCGCCGGAGGAACCUACGACUCCUCCAAGGGCUGGUACAUCUCUCCCACUGUUUACCGUACCUCCAAUCCCGACCACCCCCUCCUGUCGCGUGAGCUUUUUGGCCCGAUAAUUGUUAUUCACUCGUACAAUGAUGCUACUGAGGCAGACUUCCUGAAGAUCUGCGAGAAGAUCGACACUACUGGUACUUACGGCUUGACUGGAUCCAUUUUCGCUCAGGACCGUGAGGCUAUUCGCGUGGCUGAUGACGCCCUUCGCAAUGCUGCUGGUAACUUCUACAUCAACUGCAAGAGCACCGGUGCUGUUGUUGGUCAGCAGCCAUUCGGUGGUGGCCGUGCCAGUGGUACCAAUGACAAGGCUGGCAGCGCUAACUUGCUGUCUCGCUUUGUGAGCUUGCGGUCUGUCAAGGAGGAGUUUGUCCCCACCUACACCGUUGCCUAUCCCAGCAACGCAAACUAG